Molecule: messenger RNA, 1020 nt
Organism: Nematocida minor
Lineage: Eukaryota; Fungi; Microsporidia
Exons: 1
Coding region: 1-1020 (339 amino acids)
Source: RefSeq, a predicted model, not a curated record
AUGAAUAAAGAACAUUCAGAGAAUACAGCAGAAAAGGAUAACCAGACGGUACAUACGCUAACACAGGUUAAUAAGAACAUUAGUAUACAUCCAGCUAAAGGCAGCCGCAAGCCAGAGAUUAAUAAAUCGCCAAAUUACCUCCAGACCAAUUCACUCAUUGACUUUUACAUUAGACGUGGUGGCGUUCCUCCCUGGAACCACCACAUAGUGAAUUCACUAUAUGCACUAAGUGUAAACAAAGUCGACGGCCCAUAUAAUAAAAGUGUGGAAGUCAUGAGUCGAAGCGCGAUGAGGAUAAUGAAAGAAGAAAAAAUUACCUUCGCCAAGAAACAAAUCGAAAUCACCCAAUUUACAGAAAAUUCCGGGAACCAAAUGGUCAGCAUACAAUGUGACGUACUCACAGAAAUAACCUCACCCUACGUAAGACAAUGGCGCACAAAAAUUUCCGACAUCAUCCAGAUAUACAACUUGACUAAGGAUCUACGCAAAUUAAUUCGCUUCCUAGUCCCAGAAGAAGUCCAUCCCAGUCUGGAAAAGCAUCACGCUACAGAUGCGCUACUCGAUCAAGUAUGCUUCUUCUAUGAGAAAACAACACGUUUGCGCAUAGGGAUCGUACCCAAACAAAAGGACUACAUCUUCCUUCAGUGCUAUUAUGAAGCCAUUACGGUCUACACAAGACUACACAACUUCGUAGAGGUCUCUCCAGAGAUAUUCGAAGAACAACUUCGGCAGCGUUUCAUCGAAGGACUCACCUCAGAAACCAGAAAGAAAUAUCUCAUCACCAACGAUACAAAUAUUAAAGACUAUAUCAAAAAUCUAGAAGAACUAGAAGACCAAUUACUCGAUGACAUACGAAAAGAAGCAGCAUAUCGUUCAAAGAAACCAGCUCAACACAGCACAUUACCCCACAACGCAGGAGGUACUCAGAAAAUAUGGUGCGAAGAACAUCGCAAGAAAGGAUAUCACACGACAGAAGAAUGCAACCUUCGUAAGAGAAAACAAACUCAAGCAAAAAAAUAA